Molecule: messenger RNA, 414 nt
Organism: Peronospora matthiolae
Lineage: Eukaryota; Oomycota; Peronosporomycetes; Peronosporales; Peronosporaceae
Source: the annotation of a GenBank genome assembly
AUGCCGGUUGAGACUAGUCCAUGUGGUGAGUCACCACGUGCAACAGAUACAUUCGCUGCGUCUGCAGCAGGAGCUGUGGCUCGCAACGCGGUUGAUACUGAAAUUGGGUUCAUCUAUUCUGGCGAGUCGAAUGAUGUAUCCGACUCGAAGGCAAAUCCUCACGCCUUCGGAUCACCCGGUGCGGACACUGCAAGAGCCAGAUUGACUGGCUCUGGUCAACGUGGCGGCAUCAUGCUCAAGAUCUUCGGAUUUAGCGAUUCAUUUGACGAAUCCUCAUCUCACGCAAGUCCAUCUGACGAAAGGACGCGUGGUGAUGGUGAUGAUGACCCUAUGCAUCACCACGAGAGAAGCAACUCGAGGGAUAGAGCUGCCACUGGUGUCAGUGCUCGUGCUGACACCACUCAAGAGGAAUAG